AUGGAUUCAACAACGGGUGAAAAGCGAAAGGCUGAUGAACUAGAAAGACAAGAGCCUGAGAUAAAGAAACCAAAUAUUCAACAUCUAGUCAGAGAGCCUUCUAUUCUCCACAUUAGGCCAGUUGACGACGUUAUUAAAUAUAUUGCAGACUUCAUAGGAAAUUAUUGUCAUUAUAAGAAUGUGGAAAUUGAAGCAAAGUUUGGCAUCUUUGUAGAUAGAAGAACAAACAGGAGAAUUAAUUUGAAUGCUCUCACAGAAACAAUUUUACAACCAGAGCAUGAGAGAAGUGUUCGUUUUCAAACAAACAUGUCAUUAGAACAACAUCGUCAUUUUAAUAAGUUACUUAAUGAUAUGGUCAACAAGACACAGGCAAAAGACUAUAAAGGAGAGCGUAUUCGAUAUAAGCAUACCAACGAGAUUGACAAGUUUUAUGACAUACCCAACGCAAAAGGAAGAUGGCGAGUGACAGUGGACCAACAGGGACAGAUUGUACCUAAUGGCAUUAUUGAAAAGGAACGUGUUGCUGAUCUUAAUGUUCAUGCACCUAAUCAACCAUUGGACUUUAGAAUCUCGAUCAAUGUUGAACAUCCUCGACCAAAACCAAACAUGGAAUGUACUUAUGAAAGAGCCAAGGAUCGGAUAUCAUAUCAACACGGAGGGAUCAGUUUUGAUCUGACUCAAGUCAAAUCGGGUAAAGAGGACUCUGAUCCACGCCAUGAAUUAGAGUUGGAGUUUGCAGACUCAAAGCUUCUUGCAGCCGAAAGAUUAAAAUACAGUAGAAAAGAACCAUCACACUAUACACAAAUGAUUGAAGUAUUUGUAAAUAAUAUUCGCGUAUUAGGUAGAAGCGCCUUGAAGCAAUAA
Messenger RNA from Rhizopus microsporus ATCC 52813, 864 nucleotides. Its product is annotated as mRNA triphosphatase CET1. The transcript has 6 exons. Lineage: Eukaryota; Fungi; Mucoromycota; Mucoromycetes; Mucorales; Rhizopodaceae. The record is from RefSeq and is a predicted model, not a curated record. Gene Ontology annotation, molecular function: polynucleotide 5'-phosphatase activity. Bases 1 to 864 code for a protein of 287 amino acids.